GUCUGACAUUUCCCAAACAAAAUACAGCCGAAGCGGGUAAACAGAAAAUCGUGAAAGCACUGCAAUUGAGUCUACCAUCCCGAGGAACAGUUCUAGACAUUAUUUGGUGCAGAUUUAAUACUUGUUAAUACGUGAGAAUGUCGGACGACGAUGUAAUCCUGGUUGAAGAUUCACCAGAGCGAACUUCUAUCAGCUGCGAAAAAAUCCCGGAACUUUUCCUGGACAAACUAACCGCCAAAAAGUACUUCAGCCAGUUUGGCAAGAUAAAACGAUUCAUACUGCGCCCGAAGCGCUACUCAUGCACGGUGGAAUACGAAAGUGCGGAAUCGGCGAGGGCUGCCCUCGCCAAAGGCGGGGUGUUUCGAUCAUUCAAGUUCACCAUCUCCUGGACGGAAAUCAAGCCCGGAGCCGGUCGCUACUCGGCGGAAGCAAAGGAUGCUGACGGUCUUGACCCGGAGGUGCUACAGGAGCUGAACGCGAUGAGUGGUGGUCCCACCAGUCUCCGGGUGCGCCAGAACAGUAUGCAAUCUAUCGAAUCGUUUCUCAAGAAGACGGAACGUUUCCCGGCCCCUCCGGUUUUGACCCCACCAAAGCCGUUGAGAAUGUUGCCGAAGGUGGAACCCGUUGCAGACCCGAAGGUGGAGCAGGCGAGAGCGGAGUUCGAGUCGAUCGCCAGGACUCCCUCGUUCACGGCGGAGGAAAGAUAUCGGGUGUUGGAGGCAAGAGAUAAAUACAUUCGGCUGACGACCGAUCGAACGACGGAUAUCCGGAAGGUUAAGAGUACUCAGGGCGUUUGUGAGGAUAUGUGCCCGGAGAAGGAGCGAUACAUGAGGGAGUGGAAACUGCAGGUGGCUUCGUAUGAAGCGGGUGAAAGUUUGCAGCAGAUAGAUCACGAGAAGGCGAUUAAACAGUACUCGCGGAGUUCGGCCGAUCAGGAUGCCCCGCUCGCGCAGGAGCUGCGCUCGGAAAAGGGUCUAGGGCUGUCGAUGUUUUAUUUGCUGUACAGAAUUGUCGAUAUUAGUGACGAUGAGAACGCCAAUUUGAGCGAUUGGUUUCACUAUGUUUGGGACAGGACACGAAGUAUUCGGAAGGAUAUUACACAGCAGGAGCUGUGCUCUCCGAAGGCAGUGCAACUAGUGGAACAGUGCGCAAGAUUUCAUAUACAUUGCGCUGCUAGACUAGUGGCGGAGGAACCGUCUGUGUUUGAUCAAAAAAUAAACACAGAGAAUAUGACAAAAUGUCUGCAAUCUCUCAAGUACAUGUACCACGAUCUGGCCCUGAAAGGGAUACGCUGCCACAAUGAGGCUGAAUUCCGAGCCUACGUGGUGUUACUCAACUUGAACGACGGAAACUUCCUGUGGGAAGUUAAGCAACUCGCGCCAGAUAUUCUACACUCGAAAGAGAUUCGGUUCGCCCUUCAGGUUUACUUCGCCUUGGAGAACAACAAUUACGUGAAAUUCUUCAAUUUGGUUCGACAGACAACGUACAUGAACGCUUGCAUUUUGCUGCGUUACUUUAAUCAAAUUCGUACUCGCGCCCUGGAGACGAUCCUCAGGGCAUACACCUAUCGGACCCCUGCCAGUCUUUCGCUGGAGCAUCUCACAGAAAUACUGGCCUUCGAAGACACCGACGCAGCGGCAUCAUUCCUCAUAUGCUACGGACUUCCGGUGGAUGCCUCAUCGGGGUCCGUUUUCAUGGAUCCAAAGCAAUACGAACGGCCGGAACUUCCCUACCAAUUGGACAGAGCUCUCAAUCUGGUCGAGAGCAAGAGACGCUCCACCGUUGGUGAAGCAAUAUUCGGCGCACCGCUUGGCGAUGAUUCGUGUCUCAGAAGCCAUCAGCUGGAAAGCAGCUUCAAUUCGUCCGGAUGCAUCAGAGAGGAGAUUCUCCAGAAAAUCCUGAGACAGAAUAAGCCCACCCAUGAGUUCGCUUCGCCAACCAGCAAUGACGACAAAGUGUUCAAGGUUCCCUCGCCAACCACCGUUCCCCCGAAGCCACUCUUCCCGAAGCCCACCGGAAGCGCUAGUGGAUUUUUCCAUCCAUCGCGCUUCACAUCCCGGAUUGAAACAAAUUCUCCGGCACCGCUCGCUCCGUCGGUUUUCUCCAAACACAGCCCAACUCCGGUGCUCUCUGGGAUAACCCCGCUGGUGGCAACAAGCGCCCAAAAAUCGGACCAGGAACCGACGGCCGGCUCCGGCUUUGGGUCCAAUAUAUUCGGAAGUGUUCCUUUCGACGCCACCGCGACGCCCUCAACAUCAGCCGGUUCGAUUUUUGGUGGUGUUCAAUCGAAGAGUUCCACGGUCGACAUGCGAUCGAUCUUUAAAGGACCACAGGUGGCGUCCACCGAACAGGAACUUGCCCGGAAACGUCAGGAGCAGGAAGAGGAGGAGCGGCUGAUGCGUUCGAAACUACUCGAGGAACAGAGCAAGCGCAAACAACGGGAAGAGGAACUGAGACGGCAGCAGGAGUCCGACGAGGAACGAAUCCGACAGGAAAUGAUCAUCCGCAAAGAGGAGGAAAUUCGUCGUUUGAAGCAGCUGGAGGAGGAAGGAAAGCGACAGCUGGAAGCCACACUGGAUAAAAUGACGGAGAAGAUUCUUGGUGAGCUGUUGGAAGAAACCUGUGUGGAAGAGGUCACCCAAAUUGUCACCUCCUGUCACUAUCGCUAUCAGCUGCUCGAAAAGUAUCCGAAGAGGUUGCUGGAUGAGCUACAGAAAGAGGUUGUGGCGGAAUUCCUCGAGGAGACAGUGAAGAAAGAAAUGCUAGUCAGAAAUUGUCAGGAAAAUCGCCAAAUGAACGUAAUGCGGAAAUACUUCCGCCUGUGGAGAGCCAACGUUCGCUCGAUGAUCGACAAUCGCGAGCAGAUCGAAAACAGUCCGGUGUGGCUUCCGGAGCGAAAGCUACAGGAGCAAGCUCGGGAGUGUUUCGAGGGGCAUCAAACGCUUACUCUGUCGAACAUGAAGCGGUACUUGGGUGGAAUACCGAAGGUUUUUAACCUUCCCAAGCCGAAGCGAGAAACGGUGGAUAUUUUCGAGAUUGUACGGAAGGAAAUUCUCUCGAAGAAAAGAAACGAUUCGAAAGGAUUCAUACGGAAUCACGUCUAUUGGAAGCUGGCAAUAUCUAUUCCUUUCAGUCAGGAAGAAGAUUCCACAGGAUUUUAUCAUUUCAUCAACAAAUGGUUGAAAAAUGUUUUCAAACGAUCGACCAAAGAUUCCAGUAAAUGUUUCUUCUUGGAAGCGCAGGAAUCUCCAGCUACUUGCGAACGGUUGGCAGUUUGCGUCCGACUUCUCAAAGGAGUCUCCAUUCUAGAUGAGCUCGAAACAAGUGACCAAGCCGCUCUGGACAAUUCAGCCGGCCUAAUUUUCUUCCUAACCUCGAAAAAUUUUGAAAAAUCCCGACAGCGUUUGCACAAUCUCCUGAUAACGGCUGACUCUUGGGGACCGAUUCCUCUCACGAUAAUUGCCUACAAUUUCGGCUUGGAAUCCGACCGAUCGCUGGAAGAGCUCCUGGACAUCGAUACUCUGCUGGAAGAAGGAAAACUCAGCGAUGUCGAGAUUCACUACCAUCAGGAGAAGCAAAAUAUUCCUCUCCAGCGCAGUUUACUGAAAUCGCUCACCUUCCUAGCAUCAUCAUUCCACACGGCUUCCACUCUGGAGAUGCAAUCCCAAACUGCCUUCAUAGGAACCUGCCUCGGCGAGGAACUGUGGUAUCGUUUCCGUUUGUCCUCGGACCAGAACCCAGCACUCGCCGAAGCCUGCCGGGAUGUUUCCUUUGUGAUGGGUCUCUUCAACCAGGCCGUAAAUCGCGUGUCCAACCUGGUCCAACACAAUCUCUCCGCAUACCCGGAUUUCCCGGUGGAAUUCAAGCCGUUCGUCUCCAAGUGUCGCUUCGAUAUUCCCUUGGAGAUGGAAUAUUUCCCAAAAGAUUGGCGAAACGCCGAACGUCAACAGAAAUUGAUUCGCUUUUUCGCCCAGCUCAAACUCAAAUUACCCUCCUUCGAUCAGUCCUCUCUCAAAUCCGGUGCAGAUCUCGAAGCAAAGCUUCGUGACUAUAUCCAAUGCUCGUUUCCCAAACUAGACCCGAAGACAUCCCGUCGCCUACUUGCACUCGUGAUGCAGGAGAUUCUGAAGACCCUCCCGGUGGGUGUUCCAUUCCCGCAGGCUCUCGCAACUCUAAAUUGGCUCGCACCCAUCGGGAUCCUCUCGAACGAGCUUCUGCGCUGCCACUGGGGCGAAGCCAUCGUCCACCUACCCUGCGAAAUCAUCUAUCACAAGCAGGAGUACGAAAGCUACACCCGUUCACUCUGGUGGCUACCGGAGCUCAAAAAGCUCAAGCGAAGUGUCCAUCAAAACGGAAAGGCCGACGGCGAAGACUUGGAAGAUUUGGACUCGCUCGAUGGACCUUCGCCGUCGGAAAUGGUGAAGGAUGCGACGACGGCGGCGGCGAUGCCUGCCAUCAAGAGGAUGAGGCUCAACAUAAGCCUUGCGCAGGGCGAUUUGGACGAGAUCGUGACCCAAAGUAUGAGCUGCUUGAAGCGGGCAGAGCACAGUCUGGCCCGCUGCCGGGAGUUUACGCAGCACACGAAAAAACUGGUCCGGAAUCUGGAUGAACAGAUGUACGAACAGGAGCGAGCCUUCCGGGCGAAUCGGUGGGCCUGGCAGGAGAACUUCCGCUAGAUUUAAUGAAUACCGUUGAAUUGUUACUUUUAAUUUUUUUAAAUACAUUGAAUUUGACGAUUUUUUUCUGAUAUAAAUGCAGUUUGAUUGUUAAAUAAACACAGGGUGCGGCAGCAUAACUUCCUUUUUUAAAAUGCGCGCCACUCAGUUAGUUGAUGUCAUAACGGAGCGCUAGUGGUCUCGUUCAAGAGGGGAUACUGUAAAGUUUUGUCCCGACAAG
Messenger RNA from Toxorhynchites rutilus septentrionalis, 4896 nucleotides. It is a transcript of the gene xmas, whose product is annotated as protein xmas. Gene Ontology annotation, cellular component: nucleus; cytoplasm; transcription export complex 2. The record is from RefSeq and is a predicted model, not a curated record. Bases 138 to 4676 code for a protein of 1512 amino acids. The transcript has 4 exons. Lineage: Eukaryota; Metazoa; Arthropoda; Insecta; Diptera; Culicidae. Gene Ontology annotation, molecular function: nucleic acid binding. Gene Ontology annotation, biological process: mRNA export from nucleus.